ACAACCAUCUUGAACAAACACCUCCAGAGUCUGAUGGAUGGUUUGACUGCCAAAGUGUUCAGGACCUACAAUGCCUCCAUCACCCUGCAGGAACAGCUCAAAGCACUCACCAACUCUGAAGACAAUGUUGCGGGAAAGCUGCUCUCCUACAACCGAGCUAACCGAGCUGUGGCCAUCCUGUGCAACCAUCAGAGGUCCCCACCAAAAACCUUUGAGAAGUCCAUGCAAAACCUCCAGACUAAGAUUGAUGCCAAGAAGCAACAGGUGGAGGAAGCCCAGCAAGAGCUGAAAAAAGCCGAAGAUGAAUUCAAAGAAACUAAAGAUGCCAAAGCAGAAGCUAACGUGGAGAAGAAGAAGAAGCUAUUGAAGCGGCUGGAAGAGCAGCUGUCCAAGUUGAACAUCCAGGCCACGGAUAAGGAGGAGAACAAGCAGAUAGCUCUGGGCACAUCCAAGCUGAAUUACCUGGACCCCAGAAUUACUAUAGCUUGGUGCAAGAAGUUUGGUGUGCCCAUUGAGAAGGUCUACAACAAGACGCACAGGGAGAAGUUUGCCUGGGCGAUCGACAUGGCCGAUGAGAACUUUGAAUUCUGA
Pterocles gutturalis (yellow-throated sandgrouse) is the source of this 591-nucleotide messenger RNA. RefSeq names its product DNA topoisomerase I, mitochondrial-like. The record is from RefSeq and is a predicted model, not a curated record. The transcript is spliced from 5 exons. Gene Ontology annotation, molecular function: DNA topoisomerase type I (single strand cut, ATP-independent) activity; DNA binding. Gene Ontology annotation, biological process: DNA topological change; DNA replication. The annotation marks the transcript as partial. Gene Ontology annotation, cellular component: chromosome; mitochondrial nucleoid. NCBI's taxonomy places the organism in Eukaryota, Metazoa, Chordata, Aves, Pterocliformes, Pteroclidae.